Molecule: messenger RNA, 2064 nt
Organism: Onychomys torridus (southern grasshopper mouse)
Lineage: Eukaryota; Metazoa; Chordata; Mammalia; Rodentia; Cricetidae
Product: guanylate-binding protein 1-like
Exons: 12
Coding region: 1-2064 (687 amino acids)
Molecular function (GO): GTP binding; GTPase activity
Source: RefSeq, a predicted model, not a curated record
AUGGACUCGGCCCUAAAGGUCCACAUGCCAGAGCCCCUGUGUCUCAUUGAGAAUGUGAAAGGACUACUGAGGCCUAAUCAGAAGGCCCUGGAGAUCCUGUCGGCCAUCACACAGCCGGUGGUGGUGGUGGCCAUCGUGGGCCUUUACCGCACAGGCAAAUCCUACCUGAUGAACAAGCUGGCUGGGAAGAACACAGGCUUCUCUCUGGGCUCCACAGUGCAGGCUCACACCAAAGGAAUCUGGAUGUGGUGUGUGCCUCAUCCCCACAAGAAAGACCACACGCUUGUUCUUCUUGACACUGAGGGCCUGGGCGAUGUUGAGAAAGGAGACAACCAGAAUGACUGCUGGAUCUUUGCCCUGGCUAUACUUCUGAGUAGCACCUUUGUAUACAAUAGCAUGGGAGCCAUCAACCAGCAGGCCAUGGACCAGCUGCACUAUGUGACAGAAUUGACAGAUUGCAUCAGAGCAAGGUCCUCACCUGACCAGGAAAAUAAGGUGGAGGACUCAGCAGAGUUUGUGAGCUUCUUCCCUGACUUCGUGUGGAGCCUGAGAGACAUGACCUUGAAGAUGGAAGUAGAUGGCGUCCAUGUCACAGCAGAUGAGUACCUGGAGAAUUCGCUAAAGCUCAAGAAAGGUACCUGCAAAGAAGUUGAAAAAUACAACUUGCCCCGACUCUGUAUUCGGAAGUUCUUUCCAAAGAAGAAGUGUUUUGCCUUCUACCCACCCACCGAGUGGAAAAAACUCUCCCAGCUGGAGACACUGCAAGAAAAUGAGAUCGAUUCUGAUUUUCUGAAGCAAGUAGCAGAAUUCUGUUUGUACAUCUUUAACCAUUGCAAAGCCAAAACUCUUCCAGGAGGCAUCCCUGUCAAUGGCCCACGACUAGAAAGUCUAGUGAUGACCUAUGUUGAAGCCAUCAGCACUGGAAAAGUGCCCUGCAUGGAGAAUGCAGUCCUGUCAUUGGCAAAAAUAGAGAACGCAGCUGCAGUGCAAAAGGCCAUUACCCACUAUGACCAGCAGAUGAGCCUGAGGGUGCAGCUGCCCACAGAUACUCUCCAGGAACUACUGGAUCAGCACAGGACCUGUGAGAGAGAGGCCAUAGAAAUCUUCCUCAGCACUUCAUUUAAAGACGAAGACCAUUCAUUCCAAAAGGAAUUGGGAUCUCAGCUACAAGAAAAAUGGGACAACUUUUGUAAAUGCAAUCUGGAAGAAUCAUCAGCCCGUUGCCGGGAAUUGCUUCAGGAUAUCUUCAGACCUCUUGAAGAAGAUGUGAGUCAAGGCAUGUAUUCUAAGCCAGGAGGUUACUGCCUCUUUGUUCAGGAGACAGAAAGGCUGAAGAAAAAGUACCAUGGAGAACCAAAGAAGGGCAUACAGGCUGAAGAGAUUCUACAGACAUACAUACAAUCCAAGGAGGCUGUUUCUAAUGCAAUUUUACAGACAGAUCAGAGUCUGACCGAAAAGGAAAAGGUGAUUGAAGUGGAGCGUAAGAAAACUGAAUCUGCAAUGGCUGCUGCAAAACUAUUGGAGGAAACACAGAAGAAGACUGAGAAGCUGAUGGAACAGAAAGAAAGGAGUUAUCAGGAGCACAUGAGACAGCUGACUCAGAAAAUGGAGAAUGACAGAAUCCAGCUAAAGGCAGAGCAAGAGCGGACAUUAGCUCUUAAACUUCAGGAGCAGAAACAGCUACUCCAAGAGGGGUUCCGAGAAGAGAGCAGAAAGCUUCAAGAAGAGAUGAAGAACGUGGAGAAGAGAAACAAAGAAACAAUGGAAUCUGCACAAGCUCAAUCCACAGAGUCAGUGAAAAUGUUCAAGGAAAUGAAUGAGAUGCAUCUGGAGCUUAUGGUGCAGAAAGAACAAGCUUUUCAGGAUUAUGUGAAACAAUUGACUGAGAAGAUGGAUGCGGAUACAGCAAGGCUAAUGGCAGAGCAAGAAGAGAUCUUGGCUGAUAAGCUUCAGGAACAAGAAGAAAUUUUUAAUGAAAAACUCAGGGAACAGAACGAAAGUCAUAAGAAAGAAAUAAGUAAUAUCAAGAUGAAAAUAGAUAAGUCUGGUUGUUCCGUGAUGUGA